This is a messenger RNA of Symbiodinium necroappetens, 828 nucleotides long. The record is from the annotation of a GenBank genome assembly. Lineage: Eukaryota; Dinophyceae; Suessiales; Symbiodiniaceae.
AUGGGCCGCAAAAGAAAGCUUAGCCAGGCAGAACAGGACAACCUCAAGGAAUGCUUGGCCGACACGGGUGCCAGCUGCUCGGACCAAACGGUCCUCAAAAUCUGGAACAAAGCUUCCGAGCUGCGACCGGGAGCUGCGCACGGAAGUGCGAACGACGCACGGCACUUCACGGCAGAGCUCAACGAGAAUUCUUUGCGGUGCUUCAAGACACACGAACUGCCCACCUUGACUGGCUGCGCAGUUCGUUUCUGCUUGGGCAAUCUUCCGGAGUUACUGCAGGAAGCAGCAAGGACCUCCCGGGAAUGGAGCUCGGUUUUGGAGCGAGCGCUUGCUAGCGAUGGCGGGCGAGUGACUUGCAUCCUAUAUCACGACGAGGUGACGUGUGGCAACAUUCUGGCUCCAAGGAAGUCAGGCAAAGUUUGCUUGCUGUACGCGAGUCUGACGGAGAUGCAUGCAUCGCUUGGCAACGAGAAUGCGUGGCUCUGCGUCGGGAUCGUGCAGCACCAAGACCUGGACAGAGUCUCUGGCGGCAUGUCACGAGUCAUGGCGCUCGUGAGCCGAGAGCUCCACUGCGAGAAGCACCUCUCGGGCUUCUACCUUUCCUUGCCGUCCGGCCAGAAGUGGUGCAGUCUACGUGCUAAGACUUACUUCGUGUCGGACGGCGACGCGCAGCGCGCCACCUGGAGCGUGAAGGGUUCCAGCGGCCUGAAACCCUGCCUGUUUUGUUGCAAUGUUCUGAGCAAGUCCUGUCUGCAAGACGUGCCGGAGCCCUUCCAGGAGAGGUCAAUCGACAUCAUAGGGCGCCCCUUGUGUCAACCGACUUUAUAG